CACUUCCUAUAGCCUCGCCACUUCCUAUGCCUUUGCCAGCCACAAGAUGGCGGCUCCCUGGCGUUUUGUGGUUCCAGCUGCCUGUGUUUGGGCUCAUGGCUACCGCUCGUUUUCAUCGUCCAGUUUACCGACCUCAGCGGCCAUCCGGCGCACAUUUUUACAGUAUUUCCAAGAGUUACACGGCCACAAGUUUGUCCCGUCCUCCUCAGUGAGGCCCCGAGGUGACCCCACGCUGUUAUUCGUCAACGCCGGCAUGAACCAGUUUAAACCCAUUUUCCUUGGCAUGGUGGAUCCUCGCAGUGAGAUGGCACAGUAUCGUAAAGUGGUAAACAGCCAAAAGUGUGUGAGGGCAGGCGGGAAGCACAAUGAUCUGGACGAUGUUGGGAAAGAUGUAUAUCAUCAUACUUUCUUCGAGAUGCUCGGUAACUGGUCUUUUGGUGAUUACUUUAAGGAGAAAACAUGUACCAUGGCCUGGGCUCUCCUCACUGAUGGAUAUCAGAUUCCUGCAGAACGCCUCUACGUCACUUAUUUUGGUGGAGAUCCAGCGCUGGGACUGGCAGCUGAUGAGGAGACUAAAGAAAUUUGGCUCAGCCUGGGCAUUCCCUCAUCUCACCUGCUGCCAUUUGGAUUGAAAGACAACUUCUGGGAAAUGGGCGAGACUGGCCCAUGUGGCCCCUGCACUGAAAUUCAUUAUGAUCACAUUGGAGGACGUAAUGCUUCUACAUUGGUGAAUUGUGGCAACCCAGAUGUAGUGGAGAUCUGGAACCUCGUAUUUAUACAAUAUAACCGCGAAGCAGAUCGGACUCUGAGGCUGCUCCCACAACGACAUGUGGACACUGGAAUGGGUCUGGAAAGGCUGGUAACUGUGCUUCAGGGAAAGAGGUCAAAUUAUGAUACAGAUCUAUUCACACCGAUACUGGAGGCCAUUCACAAGGGUUCCCAGGUGUUACCAUAUCGGGGUCUUCUUGGGACAAAGGACUUAGGUCACAUAGACAUGGCUUAUCGCGUAAUAGCAGAUCACAUCAGGACGCUGUCUGUUUGUAUAGCUGAUGGCGUUUACCCUGGAAUGUCAGGUGCAGAACUUGUUUUGCGUCGGAUCCUGCGCAGAGCUGUCAGAUUUUCCUCUGAGAUUCUCCGUUGCCCUCCCGGCUUUCUCUCCUCUCUGGUCCCUACUGUUGUACAAAUUCUUCAGGAAGCAUAUCCAAUGCUACAGAGGGAACAAGAGCAGAUAAUGAGCAUUCUUAAUGAGAACGAAGAAGCAUUCCUCACCUCACUCCAACGGGGGAGACGUAUUAUAGACCGAACACUUCAGCAAGAACAGUCUUCAAAUAUUUUCCCAGUGAAUGUGGCAUGGUCUCUGUACAGAAAUCUUGGAUUUCCAAUGGAUCUUAUUGGGCUUAUGUUGGAGGAGAAGGGAAUGUCAUUGGAUAAGGCUGCUUUGGAUCAGCUUGCACUUGAGGAAUCAGAGAAGAAAGUGAGGAACCAGCAGGUGGAUGAUGCUGAGACUGGUCUAGAACUGGAUGUACACUCCUUAAAUGAGCUACAUCGUGCAGGGAUACCACCCACUGACGAUUCCCCAAAAUAUGCAUAUUCCAUGGGGGCUGAUGGGAGAUAUGUGUUUAGUCCAUGCCAGGCCACCAUACUCAUGCUCUAUAAAGACCAGACCCUGCACUCUGAGAUCGGAAGGGGUGUGUCCUGUGGUGUCAUUUUCAAUCAGACCAAUUUCUAUGCAGAGCAAGGAGGACAGUCCCAUGAUGAGGGAUACUUUGUGCAUCAGGGUGCUCAGGACUUGAUGUUCCCAGUGGAAUCAGUGAGGUUAUCUGGUGGCUACGUUGUGCACAAAGUUACAACUUCAGAAAAACUGCAGAUUGGAGACAAGGUCCUGCUCUUUCUGGAUGAGGCACAACGCCUUUCCUGCAUGAUUAAGCACACUGCCACUCACUUGCUGAACUUUGUCUUGAGUCGGGUCAUAGGGGAGAGUACAGCCCAGAGAGGAUCACAUGUCACAGCAGAACGCCUGCGGUUUGAUUUCAGCGUUAAGGCCCCUAUUACAACCCAGCAGUUACAGGAAGUGGAGCACGAGCUGCAGAAAAUUAUUGCACGUAAUGAACAAAUCCACACUGCACAUGUAGCACUCGGAGAUGCCAAAAGUGUCAAAGGACUCCGUACUGUGGAUGAGGUUUACCCUGAUCCAGUGCGUGUGGUAUCUGUGGGUGUUCCUGUACACAGUUUGCUGAAGCCAGACUCACAAGCUGCCACGCAGACAUCAGUAGAGCUUUGCUGCGGCACACACUUGCACAGGACAGGGGCCAUUGAGGAUCUGGUGUUAAUUUCAGAACGGCAACUAGUAAAAGGUGUCUCUCGUCUGAUUGCUGUCACAGGAAAAGAUGCCAAGCAGGCAAGAGAAACCGGAAAGGAGCUGUCAGUAGAAGUGGAAUCCAUCACAGAACGCCUUCGGAUAAAACCUACUACACUUGAUGAAGCAUUUCGUCUCUCAAGGGAAGUAGGGGCUCUUUCAAAUAUUGUAGAUAGCGCCAUCAUGCCUCAAUGGCAGAAAAAGGAACUGCAAGCAGGUCUGAAAGCUUUGCAGCGUUCUACUAACACGGUCAUUCGCAAGCUGGAAAUUAAACAGGCUGCAGAAAAAGCUCAGAGCCUCUUGGUAAAGCAUGCUAAUCAGCCACUCAUCGUAACCACAGUAUCCGUGGAGUCUCUCUCUGUUCUAGUUAAGGUGGUUAAUCACAUAUGCGAUAAGUCCCCAGGAUCUGCAGUGAUGCUUCUCAGCCAACAGCAUGCAGACAAGGUGUUCUGUGCAUGCCAAGUUCCAAAGGACUUGGGUUUCAAAAUGUCUGCUGCUGAGUGGGCCUCGUCUGUGUGCUUGGAAAUGGGAGGUAACGCUGGGGGCUCAGACAUUGUUGCUAAAGGAACAGGCACUAGCCAAAAUCUGGACCACGUCAUUAAUUCAUCUCUAAACUUUGCCCAGAGAACGCUCUAAAUCACAUUCUACACGCAUGGGAAAAGGUGCUUUUUAUAUUUAUCUCCGAGAAGAGAGUAUUAAUAUUUAACUCUGAGAAAUUAGACAUCUGCAAGGCUGUGCUGGCUACAGCAGUAAUCAUAAUGUCAGAAACAGUU
Messenger RNA from Pelobates fuscus (common spadefoot toad), 3129 nucleotides. Its product is annotated as alanine--tRNA ligase, mitochondrial-like. Gene Ontology annotation, cellular component: mitochondrion; cytoplasm. The record is from RefSeq and is a predicted model, not a curated record. Bases 47 to 2992 code for a protein of 981 amino acids. NCBI's taxonomy places the organism in Eukaryota, Metazoa, Chordata, Amphibia, Anura, Pelobatidae. Gene Ontology annotation, biological process: alanyl-tRNA aminoacylation. Gene Ontology annotation, molecular function: nucleic acid binding; alanine-tRNA ligase activity; aminoacyl-tRNA deacylase activity. The transcript has 22 exons.